Guyanagaster necrorhizus is the source of this 1234-nucleotide messenger RNA. Its product is annotated as NAD(P)-binding protein. NCBI's taxonomy places the organism in Eukaryota, Fungi, Basidiomycota, Agaricomycetes, Agaricales, Physalacriaceae. The record is from RefSeq and is a predicted model, not a curated record. Gene Ontology annotation, biological process: fatty acid biosynthetic process. The transcript is spliced from 9 exons. Gene Ontology annotation, molecular function: oxidoreductase activity, acting on the CH-OH group of donors, NAD or NADP as acceptor; quinone binding. The coding region runs from base 211 to 1098 and encodes 295 amino acids.
CAGAGACUCAUUUGACGUACUACGUGUUAAAGAAUUUAUGGCUUUUUGUACGCCAUAUAUUAGUGUGCAUAUGCCGUUUAUCAAAGUUCUGGCUCCGAUUCGUUGACAAUGAAUAAUCUUCUGUUAACAUCAAAGCUUGUAAUCAUGUUACUCAGGACUUCUUAUGCGGCAGGACGCUUCAUUCAGUUGUCUCUGCUCGUUCUCUCCUAGAUGGAAUCCCUAGGAGUCGCUCUGAUCACAGGCUCUGCCCAGGGAAUCGGCAGAGCCAUUGCUCUCCGACUUGCAGAUGACGGCUUCAACAUCUCGCUCAAUGAUCUUCCUUCAACGAGAGCAGAACUUGAUGUCCUAGCCUCCGAAAUAGCCUCCAAAGGCCGUAAAUCUCAUAUAGUCACUGGAGACGUCUCUUCCGAAUCUGACGUACAAAAAAUGAUCCGCUCGACAGUCCAAACAUUAGGAUCCCUCGACGUAAUGGUUGCUAAUGCAGGCAUAUGCAUUGCAAAAAGUAUUCUGUCUACCUCUACAGAAGAAUGGGAUCGAAUCGCUGCAGUUAACGGUCGUGGCACCUUUCUCUGCUACAAGUAUGCAGCAGAGCAGAUGAUUAAUCAAGGUCAUGGCGGGAGAAUUAUCGGGGCAUCGUCCAUCUCUGGCAAGCAAGGAUCCCCUAACCUACCUGCAUAUGGCGCCUCCAAAUGGGCUAUACGUGGGCUUACGCAAAGUGCCGCGCGUGAGUUCGGUAAAUACGGUAUCACUGUUAAUGCCUAUGCUCCAGGUGCAACUGAAACCAACAUGACCCAAGUCGUCGGCAUUGCUAGUGCAGUCAACCCUGGUGAUCCCGAACAGUUCUAUAAAGAUGUGAGAGGAAGGACUGAUGUAGGAAGAAACGGGACACCCGCUGACGUCGCCAGCUUGGUAUCGUACCUCGCUUCCAAGGAGGCUAGCUUCAUAACGGGUCAAUCGGUACGAUCCACGCCUGCUCGUAUAGUACACCUCAUCUAUUGCAUCACUAGGUCUCCAUCAAUGGGGGCGGUUUCUACGACUAGGACAAGUAGUUACCUCCCUCGACUUUGUACGAUAUACGCAAUGAAGCGCAGGAUUUAACCGACGGUAAAAUGUUCGGGUCCGAAACCUCGUUACUAGAUUCAGCUCCCUCACCAUGUGCCACUACCUUAGUAUAACGCGCCCGAAUGAUUAUUGCUAGGCUACGUGAAUUUUUCCAGGGAUCCGCCUGUACGGU